Emys orbicularis (European pond turtle) is the source of this 669-nucleotide messenger RNA. Its product is annotated as homeobox protein SIX6-like. The transcript has 3 exons. Gene Ontology annotation, biological process: eye development; regulation of transcription by RNA polymerase II. Bases 1 to 669 code for a protein of 222 amino acids. NCBI's taxonomy places the organism in Eukaryota, Metazoa, Chordata, Testudines, Emydidae. The record is from RefSeq and is a predicted model, not a curated record. Gene Ontology annotation, cellular component: transcription regulator complex; nucleus. Gene Ontology annotation, molecular function: DNA-binding transcription factor activity, RNA polymerase II-specific; RNA polymerase II cis-regulatory region sequence-specific DNA binding.
AUGCCACUACCACCACCUGGUCUGUCAUUCUUCCCCCCAGGGCAGGUGGCCCGAGUCUGUGAGGCCCUGCAAGAGAGUGGGGAGUUCGAGCGUCUGGCACGGUUCCUUUGGGCCUUGCCACCUACCCUUGCCCACAGGUGCCACCAGGCCCCUCCAUGGGUGCCGGCCUGCCCUGAGCUGGAGCUGCUGGGCCCCCACACCUCAGCCCUGCUAGCACCCUAUUUCAGCCAGGCCUCACCCUGUGGGGCCCCAGGGACCUUGGGGGGCCUGGACCAGUACCCAUCAUGCAGGAGACUAUCAUUCUCAGCCUUCCCCAACAGCAACAUCCAGCACAGGGCCAGCAGCUUCAAGGAGAAGACACGGAACCUGCUGCGGGAAUGGUACCUGCAGGACCCCUACCCCAACCCCUCCCGCAAGCGCCACCUGGCCCAUGCCACUGGCCUUACCCCCACCCAGGUGGGGAACUGGUUCAAGAACCGCCGACAGCGGGACCGUGCUGCCUCAGCCAAGAAAAGACUCCAGAAAGAUUCAUCAUCCCAGCCUCCCAGGGCUGAGAGUCAAGACAUCGUAGGCCUGAGUAACACCCCAUCUCUGCAGGAGCACAGCAGCGCCCUCAGCAGGCAGAGGUAUCCCACCUCAACCAUCAGUGACAGCAAGAGCAGCCUAUGA